AUGGACGCUGCGGCAUUGGCAGCAUUGCUGUCAGACUCGACACAAAAGCUCAUCGGCUUGCAUUCACAGAUCGGUCAUCCACCCGAGGCAUUACAAGGAGCGCUCGACGCGCUUCAUCAGGCGCUCAAAACAGCCGUCGAUGACCAGAUCGGAAAAGUGCAGCGAGAGGCUCAAGAUCUGAGCGCAGAAUGCUCUCGGAUCCAUGCCGACAAUGCGCGGAUCAGACGCGCGAUAGGCGACAAGUCUCACGCCCCAAGUCCUUCACUCCAGAAUGCCAUCGGGAAGCGCAUGAUGUCUGCCGCCUCACCUUCGGCUUCCACCUCCGAACCAGCGCAAAUAGAUGACUCCCAACCUCUGUUGCAGCGCCGUGCACAGCUGCAGAUCGACCAGACGCGCUUGAAAGCUACGUAUACCGCUAAGGAGGUGCGCCUCGAUCAGCUGUCUCUCAAGCUUCAGGCCUAUGUGCCGCUUCUCGGAAGCUUUGUCAAAGUUCCCGAAGACAGCUCGCAGGAACCAAUAAAUACAACAGACGCUGCCGCCCCCAUUUUCCGCGACGUAUCCCAGCCACGCAUUGCACUGUUCGAAGCAGAGAUCAUCCGAUGCUCCAAAGAGGUCAACGCUCGCUCAGAACGUCUGCAGACGAGCUUGCUCGAAAUCGUACAGCUUUGGUCCGAACUCAAUCUUGAACCAGCGCAACCAGCAGCUCUCACCGACGACCGCGUCUUCGAGUCAGAACAGGUCGGUGACCAGGUCGACUGCGGAGGCGGAACCCUCCAGUUUGAUCGCGCCAUCCUUUCCCAUCUCCAGCUGGAACCCAUUCACGACCACGACACGCGCAGAUUCUUGGGCGAAUUCGUCAGCACUGAGCAGCCUGAGCGUCGCGAUGCUUCCUCAUCACGCGCCAACACCCAAGCCAUCGACGACCUCCUCGACCAAACGCCUACACGCGCAUCCCUUGGCGGUCAGCCUGCAAGAAACAGCGGAGACCUCGCACUGCAGCUACCGUCAUCGAGCGACACCGCUUCCGCUCCUGCUUCUCCCUCGCAUCUCCUCGAACCGUCCGAAGUCAACCUGGCACUUGCAGCAACCAAGCUCCAGUGGCUCGAAGCAGAAAAGCAGCGUCGCGAGAUGCUCAUCCAGGACUUGUACGAUGAGCUCAGCGAGCUGUGGGCCAAGUUCGACGUGCCAGAGGAGGAGAUGGAUGCAUUUGUCAUGGAUCACAGAGGUAGCACCAUGGACGUCAUCGAAGCCUACCAGGCCGAGCUCGAAAAGAUGAGGCAGCUCAAGGCGCAGCACAUGUCGCUCUUCAUAACAAAGACGCGAGAACGCAUCGCUACGCUCUGGGACUCGCUCUUCCUCACCGAUGAGGAGCGUCAAGCCUCCUUCCCGCCCUAUUUCAUCGACGUUUCCGCCGAUGCGGAUCCCAACCUCGACGAGCCGCUGCCCACCGAUGAGAUCCUUGCUUCCCACGAGCGGAUGAUCGACAUGCUCACAGAGCAGGUGCAAGUCAAAGCGCCCGUCCUCAAAGUCAUCGGUCGCUAUAAGGAACUUCUCGACGAGCAGAGGCAGCUCGACGAAUCCGCCCAAGAUGGCUCGCGUCUGCUCGGCCGUUCCAAUCGCGGCGAUCCCGGUCGACUGCUGCGCGAAGAAAAGAUGCGCAAGCGUGUCAAGAUCCAGAAGCCCAAGAUCGAGGCGGAACUGCUCAAGGUCAUUCCAGCAUGGGAGGAGGAGCGCGGAGAACCGUUCACCAUCAAUGGCGUACGCUACCUCGAUGAGCUUCUCGAGCAGGUGGAGGGAUCCAAGGAGAAUGCCACUCGCAAAAGGACAAGGACCGUUUCAAGCGCUCAGCCACCCGCUCCUCCCGUCAGCGCGCCUGCGAGCGUCAAGCGAGGCCCGUUGGCGCCCUCCACGACCUCGAAUCGAGCGGUCGCGGCCACGCCGAUGCGAUCCAUGACACCUCACCAGAGUACAAUCAAGAAGCCUCGAAUCGCGGCACCACCAGCAACAGUAGCGGCGCCGUCUUCCAGGACACCAUCAGUGAGGCAAGGCGCAGUGCCGGCAUCCGUGUCCAGAAUGACAUCGGCACGUGUCCCCAUGUCAGCAGCUCCCAAAGCGCACUACACGGGAAAUGCAGCCAGCAGCAUCUCACGACCUGCGUCGUCUAUGGCAGGCGCUUACAGAACCGCGAGCAGUGCCUCAUACGCUGCAGGCACCAGCAGUCCGUCCCGUAUCCCUGGUCCAUCGCCUCACCUCCCAUCCAAAGGAUUUGGUGCAGCUCCUUCUGUGCCGGGCUACGCUUCCGCGUAUGGCGCACGCAGCGUCACCACCGCCUCGGUCGGUUUGGCAGCGAGAACAGUUAAGGCGCAACGAGAGAGCUUUCGACCUCGUCCUUCGCUCGUAGCCAAAGUCCCACGUAACGCCAAUGUUGUAGGAAGCAGCGCUGCUGGGCCAGGUGUCAUCUCUCCAGGCAGAGCAAGCAAGUGGGGAGAGAUGGGUCCUCCGCGGUGGCCGGCUGCUGGGCAGCCAUCGAACAUAAACCGCGACGUCUCUUGCGUGUCCAACAGCUCGAUCCACACCGACAUGACGACGGUUAUCCAUCCAAUGGCAGGUGGUGCCACGCAGAUGGCGAGACCCACCGAGCCCAUGAGGAAGGCGAGACGUGCACCGUCCAUGUCGCUUGAGGCGUGUCUCGCCAAUCUGGCAGCUACGUCUUCGCAAGGCAAAGCGAGACUCGGCGAUGCAGGCAGAGACUUGGGCAUAUCGUCGAUUCGCAGCGUUUCGUCGUCGGAUGACAUUGCCAAUCAGGUUGGCGAAGUGGAGGACCACGAGAGCAGCGCCAGAGUGAGGGGAUGGAAGGACGGAUUGCGCAUCGCCGAUGCUGGGGUGGAUGACGACGUCGAUGUGAAUGCUGGUGCAGCGCAGACCUUGCCUAGAUCGGGGAGCAGCAACUGGGAGUUGGUAGGCGAAGCCGAACCCGAGCCGACAUACUUUGCUGAUCAGCAAGCAGCUUUGACUGCGUGA
Molecule: messenger RNA, 3021 nt
Organism: Pseudozyma hubeiensis SY62
Lineage: Eukaryota; Fungi; Basidiomycota; Ustilaginomycetes; Ustilaginales; Ustilaginaceae
Product: microtubule associated protein
Exons: 1
Coding region: 1-3021 (1006 amino acids)
Biological process (GO): microtubule cytoskeleton organization; mitotic spindle midzone assembly
Cellular component (GO): spindle; cytoplasm; mitotic spindle midzone
Molecular function (GO): microtubule binding
Source: RefSeq, a predicted model, not a curated record